AUGGCCAGGCACGCCAAGACGGACUCCGACGUGACGAGCCUGGCGGCGUCCACGCCGCCGCGGUCCCCGCGCGGCCGCCCGGCCUACUACGUCCUCAGCCCCGCCGCCUCCCACCCGGACGUUCACCUGGGCGCCUCCGGCGGCGUCGCGGGGACCACCCCGGCCGAGUCUCCGCUCCACUACCACUUCCACCACCACCACCGUGGCUCGAGUGGCGGCGUCGGCGGCGGCGCCGGCGCCGGCAUGCACCACUCGCGGGAGUCCUCCACGGGGCGGCUCCUCUUCUCCGACCAGCUCCGCUCCGGCGGCGACGUCGCCGCGGUGGUGAGCGUCCCCUGGCGCCGGCUCGGGCACGGCAGUGGCGCCGGCAGCGUCGGGGACGACGACGACGAGGACGCGUCCCUGAUGCGCGGCGGCGGCUUCGCGGAGUCGCCGUGGCGGUGCUACGCGCUCGGCGCGUUCGCGUUCGUCGCCGUGUUCGCCUUCUUCAUGCUCGUGCUGUGGGGCGCCAGCAGGUCGUACAAGCCUCACGUCGUCGUCAAGAGCGUGGUGUUCGAGUCGUACCACAUCCAGGGCGGCACGGACCGGACGGGCGUCCCGACGAAGAUGAUGUCCGUGAACGCGACGGUGCGGCUGCGCUUCCGCAACCGGGGCACCUUCUUCAGCCUGCACGUCACGGCCACGCCGUUCCUCCUCUUCUACGGCGACCUCACCGUCGCCUCCGGAGACAUGGCGGAGUUCUACCAGCCGCGGAAGAGCGGGCGGAUGGUGACGGUGUCCGUGGUGGGGAAGCAGGUCCCGCUCUACGGCGCGGGCGCCAGCCUGCACAGCAAGCCCAACAACGGCCGCCUCGGCCCCGCGGUGGUGCCCGUCCGGCUCGGCUUCGUGCUGCGCGCGCGCGCCCACAUCCUCGGCCUCCUCGUCAAGUCCAAGUUCUACCGCCGCGUGCACUGCCGCCUCGACAUCCGGGAGGCGCACCUCGGCAGGCCCGCCCGCGGCGUCGCCUCCGGCUGCGAGUACCACGACGGGCUCCGAUGA
Messenger RNA from Miscanthus lutarioriparius, 1038 nucleotides. The record is from the annotation of a GenBank genome assembly. NCBI's taxonomy places the organism in Eukaryota, Viridiplantae, Streptophyta, Magnoliopsida, Poales, Poaceae.